AAGAGAGGAGAGAAGGUUGGAGCCGUGCAUACCGCGGCACGACUACCCGAGGAUGGAUCAGAAGAGAUAGGAGAUACGGGUAGAAACGGUAGGUGCAACGAGGACGACGAAACGGUGACGAUGGCUUGGUGUGGGCGCGUGUCUGGCAGCUGCCGCUUACAGGUGGUGUGCUUGCUUGGGAACCAACCUCUACGGACCGUUCCCACGGAAGGCCUGUCCCCCACCCUGGGACCCUGACAGCAGCCCCUCACCCCACCCUGCCGAUGGGUCCUUGACUAUAUAAACUACAGCCUCGCCCGAGCCAGCCACCACAAUCACGGUGAUCGUUCACGAAGUUCGAACAGAGGAGACGACGCGUCGUUGAUACGCCAGUUUUUUGUUUUUUUUUCCUGUCUCUCUAUCUCUCUCCUCCCGCCCGAUACGUUUCCCUCGUCGAAUCGAUCGAUCGAACAGUCAUUCGCUGAGAACAACGACCUUAACCCGUUUGCGCGACGGAACAGGAGGCGGAAACGAGUUUCGAGUGUGACCAUCGUCGCGAUCAAGCGUUCGACCGUUUUUUUCGGCAAUCAGUGCGACGACGUUUCGGUUGACCGGUGUGUGAAGCUAACACGUACGGCCGAAAGGGAUUAAUCAUGCAGAUGCACGAGCAGAUUAUGAUGGUCGACGGACAGGAGCAACCGAUCUCCAGGACCUAUCAGUACAGAAAGGUGAUGAAACCGAUGCUAGAACGCAAACGUCGGGCACGAAUCAACCGGUGCUUGGACGAGCUCAAAGACUUGAUGGUGACGGCCUUAGCCGGUGACGGCGAGAACGUGGCGAAGCUGGAAAAAGCCGACAUUCUGGAAUUAACGGUGCGUCAUCUUCACAAGUUGCAGAGGCAACAGCGUCUCUCCGCGAACCCGGUGAUCGACGCGGAUCGAUUCAGAGCCGGGUACACGCACUGUGCCAACGAGGUUAGCCGAUGCCUGGCCGCCACUCCCGGCGUCGACGUCGCCCUAGGGACGAAACUGAUGACCCAUCUGGGUCACAAAUUAAAUUCGAUGGACAAGACUGGACCCCUGACGAUCCACGUGGCCGCGCCGCAGUCGUCCCCGUCGUCGAGCAGCGAGCUCAGCUCCGACGAUUACUCGAUGCCCCUCACUCCGGCUUCCAGCCAGCCAUCGCCGCCGGUCAGAACGGACGUCGAAGGUAUCUCGCAGAGUCACCAAGGCCUCCUGCAAGUCGCCAAACCGAACGAGCUGAUCUGGAGACCGUGGUAAACGAGACGGAAGAUCAACGAACCCUGGACGGGCACACUCGGUUAUAUCGAGUUUUCGACGAAUGAAUAAGAAUGAAUAAGAAUGAAUAAGAAUCCACGAAAGAGGAGAAACGAAACCUCCGUGGCUGGAUCUUAGAGAGAAGGAGAGAACAGUUCACGCGAAGAACCAUUACCGGUGUUGCAAUUUUGUCUGUGAUUUGAGCGAAUAAUUCGCGUGCCUUCGAAGCAGAUCGUGACAAGAAUCAAAGGAAACUUCGGUCUCUCUACGCGGAACGAUCCCUUUUCUCUUGGAAAUUCGAGACGACGAGGACGACUGCUUACUCCCGUCGAUACGUCCUUUUAAGAAGUCGAUGUGCAAAUAUCCGAUUUACCGAAGAGUCGAAGAUUUACAGAAGACGAAGAAGACAACGAAGAAGAGGGAAUAGACUUAAGGUUUAUACUAUUUGCUCAAGACACUUGGGAGUGUGAAUAUAUGUUGAAGCAAGUUCAUCUUUGUAGUAUCGCCCUACGGACAAAUUUUGUAUAUUUGACAUAACGUAAAAGUUGAUACAGCUAGGAUCUCGAUGUAACGAUACGCCCGCACGAUCGCGGCUCGAGCUUUAAUUUACUUGACAGUUAGAGUUUUCUAUUGUUUAUUUCAUACUUUUAUCAAGAAUAUUUUUUAUUUUGUCCAUUUUAGCGCGGGAACCAUAGCGUAGACACAUGAGACACACCGAUUCUGCAUUUCUUGCGUCGAGUGUCACGAUUUUCGCGGCUGGAUCGGUGUGAGAAUCAUUUGAUCUCGCGCUAAAAACGUUGUUAUAUGUACGUAUCUCCUCGGCCGAUUGUAUUAAUUUUCAUAUUUGAUGAUCAUUUUGGAAAUUUUGUACUCUUGUUGAGAUAAUUGCCGUAAUAGCGAAAGGAAGUGGCCGAACGGAGGGGAUCUUGUGAUACAGAAACAUGUACCUGUGAUAUUUACUGCAAAUGUAGAGAAAUACUAGAUUUUUAAUAAAUAUGUUUCACUGA
Molecule: messenger RNA, 2263 nt
Organism: Frieseomelitta varia
Lineage: Eukaryota; Metazoa; Arthropoda; Insecta; Hymenoptera; Apidae
Product: enhancer of split m7 protein-like
Exons: 2
Coding region: 633-1259 (208 amino acids)
Biological process (GO): regulation of transcription by RNA polymerase II; anterior/posterior pattern specification; regulation of neurogenesis
Cellular component (GO): nucleus
Molecular function (GO): RNA polymerase II cis-regulatory region sequence-specific DNA binding; DNA-binding transcription factor activity, RNA polymerase II-specific; protein dimerization activity
Source: RefSeq, a predicted model, not a curated record